Uranotaenia lowii is the source of this 3195-nucleotide messenger RNA. RefSeq lists its product as uncharacterized. Gene Ontology annotation, biological process: DNA integration. The record is from RefSeq and is a predicted model, not a curated record. NCBI's taxonomy places the organism in Eukaryota, Metazoa, Arthropoda, Insecta, Diptera, Culicidae. Gene Ontology annotation, molecular function: nucleic acid binding. The transcript has a single exon. Bases 1 to 3195 code for a protein of 1064 amino acids.
AUGAUAGAAUCCCGCUUGAAACGAGACAAGGAUCUACGAGCUGAGUAUCAGGAUUUCAUGACACAAUACGCCGCCCUCGGUCACAUGCAACCAGUAGACUACACUACUCACUCCAUCCCGCAGUACUACCUUCCCCAUCACGCAGUCAUUCGAGAAGAAAGUUCUACAACCAAAGUGCGAGUAGUCUUUGACGCCUCCUGCAAAUCGGCGACUGGGAAAUCGUUGAACGACGUACUCAUGGUCGGCGCAGUCAUCCAAGACGAUCUUCGUGCCAUUAUCUUGCGAACCCGAAUCAACGCCAUUUUGCUCAUUGCCGACAUCAAACAGAUGUAUCGGCAGAUCCUGGUAGACGAGCGUGAUACGCCCCUUCAACGAAUCCUCUGGCGGAACUCAUCCGACGAACCCAUCAGUACUUUUGAGUUAAGAACUGUGACGUACGGUACAGCUAGCGCACCUUUUCUAGCUACUAGGACGCUACAACAACUGGCAGACGAUGAAAUGGCUGAUUUUCCAGUGGGCGCAGCAGUUCUUAAAAGAGAUGUCUACGUCGACGACCUGGUGACCAGCGGCAAGAAUCCUGAAGAGCUGAUAGAAGUGCGGAAUCAACUCGAUCAGAUGUGCAGGCGUGGAGGUUUUGAGUUCCGCAAAUUCGCGUCGAAUGUGGAAGCUGUUUUGGAUGGCAUCUCCUCCGAAAGACGGGCGCUGCAGUCUUCAGUAGAACUUGCUACUGAUCAGUGCAUCAAGACCUUGGGAUUGCACUGGGAGCCAGCAUCAGACCACUUUCGCUUCCACAUCAAUCUACCCAAACAGUCCCAAUGCACUCAAAUCAGCAAGAGAUUGGCUCUUUCUCAGAUCGCGCAGCUCUUCGAUCCUUUAGGCUUGGUUGGACCAGUCAUCGUCACAGCAAAGGUGUUUAUGCAGACUCUAUGGAGUCUCAAAUCCGACGACGGCAAGGCGUGGGGAUGGGAUCAACCAUUGCCACCUUCUCUUACUACAUACUGGCAAGACUACUACUCGCAGCUGCCACUUCUAGAGCAGCUUCGAAUUCCUCGCUGUGUCGUGCUGCCACAUUUCGAUUCAAUCCAAUUGCAUCUGUUCUCUGACGCGUCGGAACAUGCCUAUGGGGCUUGUGCAUAUUUUCGAUCAACGGAUCCCUCUGGUGCUGUUUCAGUCGGCCUCGUUACUGCCAAAUCGAAGGUGGCUCCACUGAAAAGGCGCAGCAUUCCUCGGCUUGAACUUUGCGGAGCACUCGAAGCCGCCCAGCUAUACCAAAAAAUAUCCUCAGCCUUCGGUCGGAAAUUUCAAACGUUUUUCUGGGUCGAUUCAACAACGGUGCUUGCUUGGCUAAAGGCGAGUCCAUCAGUUUGGACAACAUUUGUCGCUAACCGGGUCUCCAAGAUCCAACUUGCGACGGACGGUACCACAUGGAGUCACGUAUCUGGUCAACAAAAUCCAGCCGACCAUCUCUCGAGAGGCAUCGACGCAAAAACAUUGAUUUCCUGCAGACUCUGGUGGCAAGGACCUGAUUGGCUGCGCUCAAAUCAAUUUGUGGAGCAAACAUCACCCUCAUCUUCGUUUGAAACUCAGCUGGAGUUUCGAGCAUCUAAACCCGCCGGACUUAUGACCACCACCACAACAACAUUCCUGGAUUCCUACAUCGAACGGUUCUCGAAGUUUCAAACAAUGCUGCGCGUGACAGCCUUCUGCAUUCGAUUUUGCCACAACGCUCGAACCAAGGAACCGAAUCGACGACUCCAUGCUUUCCUAUCGACCACAGAACUCCGGGAAGCCGAAACAGUUCUCAUCCGUUGGGUCCAAGCUCAGGAAUUUCCUGACUAUGCAGCACUUCAAGCGUCGAAGCCAGCGCCCGCUAGAUCACGACUUCGUUGGUUCACUCCAUUUUUGGAUUCGGAACAGGUGAUGCGCGUAGGAGGACGAAUUGACCGAUCGCCGCUGAAUUAUGAUACCAAGCAUCAAAUCUUACUUCCGUACCAUCAUCGUUUCUCAUCGCUACUGGUUGAGUGUUACCAUGAAAGACACUUGCAUGCCGCUCCACAAUUGCUCAUGGGAUUACUCCGUCUCAGAUACUGGAUCAUAGGGGCCAGGAAUCUGGCCAAAUCCAUCGUCCACCGCUGCAUAAUUUGCGUCCGAGCUCGCCCUAAAUUGGUGGAACAAUUUAUGGCAGAGCUCCCGAAGGAACGCAUUAUUGCCACCCGUCCUUUUACUGUUACGGGGGUAGAUUACUGGGGACCUAUUCUUUUGAAACCGCCGCAUCGCAGAUCCGCUCCUAUCAAAGCAUUCGUAGCGGUCUUCAUUUGCUUCAGUACCAAGGCUGUGCACAUCGAACUGGUUUUCGAUUUAACCACAGCCAAAUUUAUUCAGGCCUUGCGACGAUUUGUCGCUCGUCGUGGCCCGCCUUCCGACAUCCAUAGCGAUAAUGGCCGAAAUUUUCUAGGCGCUAAGAACGAGCUUCUCCGACUCCUCCGCAAUCCAGAGCACACCAAGAAGCUGGGAAUCGAAUGUUCGGAUUGCAACAUACGUUGGCACUUCAAUCCGCCAAGAGCAUCCCAUUUCGGUGGAUUGUGGGAAUCCGCUAUUAAUUCCGCUCAAAAGCACUUCAUCCGAGUUGUCCGUGAUCGUCCGCUGGCCUACGACGAUAUGCACACUCUCCUGUGCCAAAUAGAAAGCUGCCUAAAUUCCCGCCCACUCGUUGCAUUGAGUGACGAUCCGACCGACUACGAGCCUCUUACGCCUGGACACUUCCUAGUCGGCACCUCCUUGAAAGCUGUACCAGACGACGAUCUUUCCGAAGUGCAGAUACAUUCCCUGAAGAAGUGGCAACAAACACAGAAACUAUUCCAGGAUGUUUGGCGACGCUGGCACCUGGAAUAUUUAACAACAUUAUCACCUAGAACAAAAUGGAUCAACCCACCUGUAGCAAUAAAGGAAAAUCAGCUGGUCCUCCUCAAGGAAGAAGGCACUCCUCCAAUUCGCUGGCCAACAGCCAGAAUCAGUCAGGUGCAUCCCGGCGAAGACGGAAUCAUCAGAGUGGUCACUCUCCAAACGCCAAAAGGAUCCUGCACUCGACCGGUGGCGAAAAUUUGUUUGUUGCCGAUUGCACCAUCACCGGAGGAAUCAAAUAUCACCGCCGGCGCUGAGCAACCAACGGCAAACACAAUUUUGAAGAAACACUAG